CCUUGCCGAGUUAGCCACCGCAUGCGUACGCGCUGGAAAUGUUGUAGCUGAAGAUAAUUACGACAUUCUCUGUGAAGAAGAGGAUAAGCUGUCUGAGAUUGUCUCCAAGACGAGAAGGUUUGGGGUACCAGAACUUUGUCUGUUCUAUUUCAUUUCAAACCAUACAGAAGAGGACGGUGGUGAAAACAUCGGGGAAGUCAUCAUGCCGCUUGCUGGUCCGGCCUACGCUCCCCCCUCACCAGGUGUCAGUAGGAGCCCAUGGCACACGCCCCCCUCCGGGCCUCCCCACAUCUCAACAGAAGCCCUCGCCUCUCCCGAAGGCAAACCCGUCCCCAGCAAAAUGUCGAAGUCGGCGGCCCUGGAGUUGAGCCCGGUCGCUUUGCCGGACCUGCCAGCGUCAUCAUUUCUGACAGUCUCGGCUUCGUAGUAGACAGGGGAAACAAAAGGAUACAAGUCUUCAAUAUGGAGGGGGACUUCGUAUCGGAGUUUUCCACAAGAACAGCAGGAGACCGGAGAAGCAGUAUCCCGAAUGGAAUAGCCGCGGAUUCAGAGAGCCAGCUUUGGGUGACGAACUCGUCCGGUGACGUUACCGUGUAUGACACAAGAGGAUGCCACAUCAAGACAGUCAAGACGAACGGGGAGCCAUGGGGCAUCGCGUAUGACAACAGAAACGACCGUGUGAUCAUCACGGACGUCCGGCAACACUGCGUCAUCAUUCUCCGCACAGACGGCUCGCCAUUGGCCACGCUGGGGACUAUGGGUAGGGACGACUACCAGUUUGACACGCCGUCCUACGUAGCUGUCAAUCUUCUUGGUGACAUCAUAGUGUCGGAUUGUCGGAACCACUGCGUCAAGGUCUUCGAUGAAAGCGGGCGCUUCAUGUUUAGGUUUGGCGGGAAAGGUUCCGAAGAUGGCCGCCUGAGCUACCCCCGUGGAGUUUGCGCAGACGAGUUCGGCAACAUCAUCGUGGCCGACUACGGAAACGACCGAGUGGAACUCUUCGACAGUAACGGGAAAUUUCUGAAGCACGUCGCCAGUAUUGGGUGGCCGGCGGCGGUUGCUCUAGGGGCCCAGGGUUAGCUACUGGUAACCAACGACUGUAAGCAUAAAAUGACAAUCUUCAGCCAUUACCAGAGAGUGUCGACAAGUGACAGUCUCAGUCUGUGCUGUAGCAUUCGCUCACUGUAUGAUGGAAGAUUGCCCAAUGUCUGAGAUACCGUUCUGGCUGUGUUUUAUGUGCCCUCACUUAUAAUAACUGAAAAUACUUUUGAUGCAUGUGUACGAGUUUUGGUAUGUGGGUAGGUUUUGAGGUCACGAAAUAUAACGAUUUGGGGCCCCUAGCAGUAUUUACAGGUACUGCGUCCUCGUUUACCGACCGAUACCCCCUUUUUGAAAGUAGAAUGGUAUUGUCCAUGGACAGCUGGUUAGCCGAACACCAUGUAAAUGAUUACAUCUGUGAUGGGUGUUCUCACCUUUGACGACCUUGGUUCUUUCUGACUCACGAAAAGCAAUAAGAGGGAUAUAUAAACAAGUAACUUUAAAUGACGAACCAAGAAUUCAAAGAUUGGAACAUGUAGCGGGACUUAUCAACAUGUGCGUGAUAUGUAUAGGUAUAUUUUUGUAUGUAAUAAAAUUGACAUAAGUAUCUAUUCCUGAGUGUAUGCACUUUGUAAC
Molecule: messenger RNA, 1674 nt
Organism: Branchiostoma floridae (Florida lancelet)
Lineage: Eukaryota; Metazoa; Chordata; Leptocardii; Amphioxiformes; Branchiostomatidae
Product: tripartite motif-containing protein 3-like
Exons: 2
Coding region: 259-1080 (273 amino acids)
Biological process (GO): negative regulation of translation; proteasome-mediated ubiquitin-dependent protein catabolic process; protein polyubiquitination
Molecular function (GO): ubiquitin protein ligase activity; translation repressor activity; protein binding
Source: RefSeq, a predicted model, not a curated record